AUGCCCAAACUUCCCCCUUCUGCCAUGGAUAAGCUUGAGCGGAUAAUUGAGGCAAUCCUAACCUCUAUUUCUAGUAUUGAACUAGGUUAUGGUGAGGAUAAUGGCCUCAAAGCUCAAAAAACUAUCAGAGACCACAGCAUCUUCUGCAAUCACCACCUUUCUCCUCCCACUCCACUUCUCCUCCGCCCCAUCCUCCCCGGCGGCGGCAGUCUCGCGGCGCCCUUUGGACGUGAUCGCCGCGUGGGUGACGAGAAAAAGCUCGUCUUUUUAACCUUCUCCUCUCCUCCUCAUCCUCCAUCGUUUCUUCGACGUGUUGUGGUCGUGGAGCGCUAUCCCUCUUGGGUUUUUCGAGGAUCUGGUCGUAAAUCUUUGCAGAAAGAGGAAAAGGUGAAGGUCUCUAAGCAAUGUUCUCCUGAUCCUGGUUUUUCGGGUUACAACCCUUUUGAUUCUGAUUCGGAGUCUGACUUGAAUCAUAAGACUGCAAGAGCUUCCUCAGCCCCUGUGAUCAGCAGACCGAAAAAAACAAGCUCCAAGUUUAGUUACAAUGGAGAUGAAGGAAAUGGUGCUUCUUCUUCGUCAUCAUAUUCAGGCUUUUCAACUUCAAGAAUCAAAUACAAAAAUGACUUCCGUGACUCGGGGGGUUUUGAAAACCAGUCUGUGCAAGAGCUAGAGAACCAUGCUGUGUAUAAGGCUGAGGAGACUACACACAAAAUAAAUGGCUGUUUGAAGAUUGCUGAAGAGAUGAGAGGAGAUGCUUCAAGGACUCUCAUCAGCUUGCAUCAGCAGGGCCAAAAAAUUACUCAGACUCAUCUAACUGCUGCAGACAUUGAUCAUGACCUCAGUAGGGGCGAAAAGCUUUUGGGAAGUCUUGGCGGAAUUUUCUCCAAGACAUGGAAGCCAAAGAAAAAUCGUGAAAUAAAGGGGCCUGUAUUAACAAGAGAUGAUUCUUUUAUACAAAAAGGAAGCCACAUGGAGCAGAGACAAAAGUUGGGAUUAUCAGGUCCUUUGUGUCGGUCCAAUCCUCGAACUUUUCCUUCUGAACCUACAUCUGCACUGGAGAAAGUCGAGAUAGAGAAGGCCAAGCAGAAUGAUGCCCUUUCUGAUUUGAGUGACUUGUUGGUUGAGCUGAAGGACAUGGCUAUGGACAUGGGUGGUGAGAUAGAGAGGCAUACCGGAGCUCUGGAUCGUAUGCAGGAUGAUGUUGAUGAACUAAAUUUCAGGGUGAAAAGAGCAAAUAUUCGAGGGCGUCGUCUGCUUGGAAAAUAGUUUGCUAACGUUAGAAAGGGUGUUGAAGAUGAGCCGGUUUUUAUCGUAACAUUCCACCCAUCAUAUUGAAUUGGGUCAUGCUGGUUGCAUGCUCACAUUAUUGAUCUUCUUGUCAUUUAAAUGCAUGUCUUUUUAUGUUUCCAUGUCAAGCUUGAGCGCACUCUUUCACAAAUUUGCAUCGUGUAAGAGUUCAGUUUGAACAGAUGAGUAGGAAAUUUUAGUCUAGAAACAAGAAUGGAUUACAGUUCCUUGGGGAAGAUGGAUGAAGAUAACACUCUUGAAGCCUAAAAAUAGAGCUGUAAAAUUUUACGUGCUUUAUUAUAGAAGUGCUAGAUCAUGAAAACACUUAUUUGGGAAAA
Messenger RNA from Phoenix dactylifera (date palm), 1625 nucleotides. Its product is annotated as SNAP25 homologous protein SNAP32. Lineage: Eukaryota; Viridiplantae; Streptophyta; Magnoliopsida; Arecales; Arecaceae. Gene Ontology annotation, cellular component: SNARE complex; plasma membrane. The record is from RefSeq and is a predicted model, not a curated record. Gene Ontology annotation, molecular function: SNAP receptor activity.